UCAGGUUCCUAUAUAAACAGCCCCGGGAGUUUCCGAAAUUCAUACUCGGUGACUUCAACUGAACAAUGGUUAACAUGAGCUAUCAGCAAUCUCAACAAAAAUAUAUACACAACCCGAGUCCGAGACAGUCGAAAAAACGGCAUAAUAAACGAAAAAGGAAUUACUGGGACACUAUAUCGCCGACAACCCACAACCACACUUGAUUAAGAGGAAACGCUUUUAAAGGUCUGGUGUGCUGGGUGUAGGAGCGUGUUGAGUCGUCGUGUCUGUGCGUAGCAGCUGAUUGGUUGAGAUGACUGCGGAGUGGAUGUACCCCCCCGGUGUGGCGCCGCUGUGUGGUGCAGAGUUGGAGGCGUGGUAUGAAGACUUGCAAGAUAUAUUGGGAUCCGAUGCAGGUGGGGCCAAGCACACACGCCCCCCACCCUGCGCCGAGAAAGAGCCGGAGUUUCUGGAUGUCUUGGAGAGCUGCUCACUCACCUGGCUGACGGAGGGGCAGGUGUGGGGGGAGGGGGUGCAGCGUGUGUUGGAGGAGCCUUCACCACCUCCGCUGCUCCUCAGCCAGCCACCGGCACAGGAGGAGCAGCGUGGUGCACGAGAGACGGCAAGCUCUGGUGCAGGAGACCUUCUGCCCCCCGAGUUCUUCGAGCUGCUGAGUGAAGGAGGCGUUGGUCUGGUGGAAACGGGGGCAGUUAUGGUCACCAACGGCUACCACCACCACCACCAUCACCCCCCGAACCCUCCGCCUGCCUCCCCAUCAGUCAGUGAGGAAGAGCUGCCUAUGGUCCCAAACUCGUCCCUGUCUUGCUCUUCAUCCUCCUCAUCAUCGCAGUCGCCGUCCCUUAACUGCUCACCUUCCUCCUCCCCUCCUCUCUCCCCUCCACCGGCCCCUGCCUCCUCACGCCUGGGCAAGAGGAAGAAAGGGAGUGCACUUACCUCACCUUUCUCAGGGAAGAAGAGCAGAAAGGAGCGGGAGCAGGAGAAUGAGAGGAAGGUGCAGGAGCUGACGGACCAGAAUGAAAGGCUUAAAGCCGAGAUUGAGCGACUUGGUGAGGAGGUCCAGCGGACACGCCGCGCGCUCAUCGAGAGGCUCGUCAACACCAGGAAGUGAGGGUUUGCGUGAAAGAAGUGUGGUAGACAGAGAGAAUGUUUGGAAAGAAAGAAGGAACAAGUAGAAUCAUUUAAUGGUAACCAUGAAAUGCACAUAUAAAGACGAGAGGUAAAGGCAUGUGGAAACUGGGGGAGAGAGAGAUCAAUUCUUUAAGGGGCUGCCCCAAGAUUGAAGGAUCGAGGGAGAAAGUGUGAUGAAGUCUUGGCUAUAGAACUAGAAAAGGACCCCAGGUUUAGAAACUGUAAGAAUCAGCCUUAAAUCAGGCACCUUAUUAAUCAUUUAAUACAUGGGUUCCUCUAUACAAUAAGGAGACUGUAGGUUUAUUGCAUUUUCCUACUUUUGUUCUUCGAUGUAUGAGGAUGGCAAAGACUCCUGGGGUGGGUAUAACUGGCAAAUAUUUUACCAAUCUCUGGAAAUGAAACAUUAAUUUGUCCGUUUACCCUUUAAAAUAGAUUUGCAAGAAGUGUAAAAUGGUUUUAUGCAAGGAUUUUCUGUGCAUUUCAUUGUAACCCGUUAAUAGAGGUAGAUCAAUAUUAUCAUGUCUUAUCAUGAAUAAUUAAAAGGGCUUCUAAACAAAAAACAAAAAAAAUGUUAAGAUAGACCUAGUUCACAGAAAUAGCUCAGGACUUUCGCAUUUUUGUUUAAUUAGGAGAGACUGCAUUUGAAUAAUUUUUUUUUUUUUUUUUUUUUUUUUAAACUCCACUUAAGCCAUGGCCUUUAAGCGUGGAUAGAUAGGGGAUAUGUGGUGGGUCUAGUAGUUAUGCAUCACCUUUGUAUUUUAUUUUUUUUUAAACAGAAUUAGACAUUUAGAUUAAGCAGUUUAAACUGACCCAUGCUUAUUUUUCUAUUGUAUCUAUGUAAUCACUCAUUAUAAAUAAUCAUUAUUCACUCUGUAGUAUUGUGUAAUAAGUAAAAUAUGCAUGCUGUAUUUAUAUAGUCAAAUGUAAUAGAAUUUUCCCAUCUUUACUUACUGUAUUGUAUACAUUUCCUAAUAAAAAUGAAAAACAAAAUUAAACAAAAAUGAAUGU
Molecule: messenger RNA, 2136 nt
Organism: Clarias gariepinus (North African catfish)
Lineage: Eukaryota; Metazoa; Chordata; Actinopteri; Siluriformes; Clariidae
Gene: ddit3
Product: DNA-damage-inducible transcript 3
Exons: 4
Coding region: 293-1108 (271 amino acids)
Biological process (GO): positive regulation of intrinsic apoptotic signaling pathway; ER overload response; negative regulation of transcription by RNA polymerase II
Cellular component (GO): cytoplasm; CHOP-ATF3 complex; CHOP-ATF4 complex
Molecular function (GO): RNA polymerase II cis-regulatory region sequence-specific DNA binding; protein heterodimerization activity; transcription factor binding
Source: RefSeq, a predicted model, not a curated record